AUGGACAUCGGCCGGCCCCGUAGGGGCAAGAAGGCGUUCAGCAACGACACAGACGACUUCCUCAAAGCCAUCGCCGGCAUCGAGAAGAAUCGCAAGAAAACCCUCGGGCCCUCCUAUCUCUGGCCCCAAGAAACCCAAAAGACAAUGCAGCACGCCGAGAAGCAGAUGAAGGCAAAGAUCGCCCGCAAGGCACCCAAGUUCCUCACGCAUACCAACCUUCUGAAGCAGCGACAGCAAACCGAGCGCAUCCGCGUGAGCAACCUCGUCAGGCGAGCCCGAACCGAUUUCGAACUCUGGAACAUCCUCGAGACCGAGGUUUUCGCCCCUGUCCGCGCCUUGCGACUCGACGACGACGACGCCGCCGCCGUCGCCGCCGCUGCUUCUGCUUCUACUGCCUCUAUCCCCGACGACACAAGCACAGACGCCAUCCCGAAAACAGUCGCAACACUCGCCGAUCUAGCACAAUCCCGCAGCAGAGCAUCGUACACCAACGCGCCGCAUCUCGCCAUCAUCGGCCCAACCUACCCAUCCGUCAUGGUCCUCGCGCUGCGCGUACUACGACACCGCUUCCCCUCCUCGACCCUCCCGCUCAGCGUCCUGCCAGCCAUGCGCUCGCUCGGCCGCAGCAGCUUCGUCCUCGGAGCCAGCACGUCGCUCUACCACCAGCUCAUCAUCCACUACUGGCUCAAGUACUCGGACUUAUCGGGUAUCAACGCGCUGCUCGAAGAAAUGGCGAAUGGCGUUGUGGAAUUCAAUCACACGACGCUCGACCUGCUCCAGCACAUUACGCGCGAGGUGUUCCGGGCGCGGGACGGGCAGUUGGGUCCUGUUAUGAAGGCGCUGUGGGGCAUGGAUAUGUUUACGGAUGCGUUGGGCGAGAUGUGGCGGUGGAGGGAGCGGAUCACGAAGGAGUUGCCGGAUGAGAAGCCGGUUCAGAAUUGGGAUUCGGGUGAGGGGUCGGUGAUUAGGCCGGUUUAUAGGACUUUUACGAGGAAGGUCUUUACGGCGCCUAGCACGUUUUGA
This is a messenger RNA of Pseudovirgaria hyperparasitica, 1023 nucleotides long. RefSeq lists its product as uncharacterized. The transcript has a single exon. Lineage: Eukaryota; Fungi; Ascomycota; Dothideomycetes; Acrospermales; Acrospermaceae. The record is from RefSeq and is a predicted model, not a curated record. Gene Ontology annotation, cellular component: mitochondrion. The coding region runs from base 1 to 1023 and encodes 340 amino acids.